Messenger RNA from Oncorhynchus mykiss (rainbow trout), 4830 nucleotides. Its product is annotated as steroid hormone receptor ERR1. The record is from RefSeq and is a predicted model, not a curated record. Gene Ontology annotation, molecular function: sequence-specific DNA binding; zinc ion binding; nuclear steroid receptor activity. Gene Ontology annotation, cellular component: nucleus. NCBI's taxonomy places the organism in Eukaryota, Metazoa, Chordata, Actinopteri, Salmoniformes, Salmonidae. Gene Ontology annotation, biological process: regulation of DNA-templated transcription.
GAGAGAGGGAGGAGAAUGGAUAAGGGAUAUACGUAACUAGAGCCUCAAUUGUAGCAGCGAAAAUAAUAUAGAACACACAGUAGGCUACAGAAAGUAACAUCAAUAUGCGGGACUAGGCUGGAUAAGAGAAUAGCCUAUGGAUUAAAUAGUCUACCAAAUCGGGUUGACCAAUUGUAUCACCUGCAAUCAUUCUUUCAACGCUGUGGCCCUUGAUACAUUGUUUUUAUUCUCAAACAAUACUUUUGAAAACAUUUUGCGCUACGACGACUCGUCGCCUCUGAGAUCCUGCUAUUUAAAUAUAGGCCUACAUAAAUGUUAUAUGAUAUUAUUAUUUUUUUGGGGGGGGGGUAGUGGUUCACGAUCUACAUCCACUCUUGUGGCAAUGUCGAAAACACCGUGAUCUUAAUAACUGUGGCUAAACCGGUCGACAUACAUCAUUGUAGUGGAGUUAUCUGUGGCUUCCGUAGCUACGGUACUGCUUGGGUUGAGAACUCUUUCCAGCGAUGUUCUCACAAAUACAAGUUUCCUAAUAAUUGGACUGUUCUACCCAGACCAUAGCCACAAUUCUAAACCAAUAGAGAGUGAGUGGGGUUACCAGCAGAAGAGACCAAUAAGGCUUUCCUGCAGCACAGCACACAGUGACCAUGUCUUCCAGGGAGCGUCGGUCAGACCUGUACAUCAAGGCAGAGCCCAGCAGUCCAGAGGGAGGUGGUGGGGGCCGGGCCAGCCCAGGGGGAGCCUCCUCAGACUCCUCCCAGAGUGGUGGAGGUGGAAAUAGAGGAGACGGGGUUGGGCGCUACUCACCCCAUCUGUACACCCCAGCCCUGCGCUGCCACUUCAAGGAGGAGGGUGGGGAUGGGGCAGAGGAGGGAUCCACAGGUAGCGGAGGAGGGCGGUGCAAGUAUGCCCUGAGCACGCUACCUAAGAGACUGUGUUUAGUGUGUGGAGACGUAGCCUCUGGCUACCACUACGGUGUAGCCUCGUGUGAAGCCUGCAAGGCCUUCUUCAAGAGAACCAUCCAGGGUAACAUUGAAUAUAGCUGUCCGGCGUCAAACGAAUGUGAGAUCACCAAGAGGCGCAGAAAGGCUUGCCAGGCGUGCCGCUUCACCAAGUGCCUCAAAGUGGGCAUGCUGAAAGAGGGAGUCCGUCUGGACCGAGUCAGAGGAGGGAGGCAGAAGUAUAAAAGACGUCCAGAGGUGGAGAGCGCGACCUAUCAGAGUGCCGCUUUACCGCUUAGGAAGGAAGGGGAGAAAGGAUCCUCCAGCAUCAUUGUGUCCCACCUCCUGGUGGCAGAGCCAGAGAAACUGUUUGCCAUGCCUGACCCCCUGCAGCCUGAUACGGCUCAGCGCACACUCACCACCCUCUGUGACCUCGCCGACCGCGAACUGGUCGUCAUCAUCGGCUGGGCCAAACACAUCCCCGGCUUCCUGUCGCUGUCCCUGGCAGACCAGAUGUCGGUGCUGCAGUCGGUGUGGCUGGAGGUGCUGGUGCUGGGUGUGGCCUUCCGCUCCCUGGGCUGUGAGGAUGAGGUAGUGUUCGCUGAGGACUUUGUCCUUGACGAGGAGAUGUCUCGCGUGGCUGGACUGACAGAGCUCAACGCAGCCGUCAGCCAGCUGGCCCGACGCUUCCGCUCCCUGCAGCUGGACCGGGAGGAGUUUGUCAUGCUCAAAGCCAUUGCACUCACCAACUCAGACUCUGUGUACAUAGAGGACAUAGAGGCGGUGCAGAAGCUGAGGGACCUCCUUCACCAGACCCUAUUGGAGCUAGAGUGCCAGCGACGCCCCGAGGACCCCCAGCGGGCGGGGCGUCUCCUCCUCACCCUCCCCCUUCUCCGCCAGACAGCUGGUCGCGCCCUCACCACCUUCUACAGCAUCAAGACCCGAGGCGGCGUGCCCAUGCACAAACUCUUCCUAGAGAUGCUGGAAGCCAUGAUGGACUCGCCCUAGAGAGAAGAGAGGAAAGCCAAGGAAAGAGGAUGCAAGGGCAUGAGAGACAGGGAAUCUGCAAAGAAUGAAUGACUGGCUGGUGUGAUUGGAGAAGUUUUUAUUCGAUUUUAAUAAUGAAGAAUGUGGAGAUUGUCUCUGGAUUGUUUUUUUAAAUUUAUCAUCGACCUCUUCAGAGAUUCAAGUGUGUUUAAAAACAGAGAGAACCCAUGUACAUGUAUUAGAUGCCCUCUGUGGAGGUUGAUGGUGGAAUAUAACGCCUUAAUACAUGACCGCCAAACUUUGUUGAAAGACUCCAAGACUCGGUCAGUUCAAAUAUGGGAAUAAACUACAUCCAAAUCAAUCUGAAUGACAGAAUCAUAUUAGAUGCCCACUAUCCCUAACCUUCAGAUGAUAAACUACUGAAGGACUGCAGUGAGAUAUCUAAGACCAGACUGUAACCUUGUGGCUAAGACUUUAUUGUGAACGAUGCAAUUACCUCCCUCCACACAAAAGCCAUACUAAAAUACCAGACAAAGAAAUAGCCAUUGACAAUGACUGCAGUAUGGGGUCAGACUGACAUGCACCCAUAAGAGUAUUUGUAGGUUUCUUUACAUACACAGUCUUACAAUGCAUUCAUAUGAAUUACUUGCAAUGUGUUUUUAAGCAAUACUUUACAUACAAUUAAUUGCAAGAAAAACAAUAGUUGUGACUCGUAUGGCAAUGACUGGCUAUACAUAUAGGCUUAGGUGGCCAGGUGGGUGUGGAAAAACUGCUUUAUAAAAGGCUGUGCAAUUGAUUAUUAGUCUAAGAAAAGAAGAGUAUUAUGAUUGUCAACAAAAUGUUGACGUGUCUCUUUACUUUGAAGUUGUUAGAUUUUAUUUAUACUGUAAGUAGACUCAAUAGGUACACAAAAAAUGGAAUACUGCUCAAGUAGUUGUGUGCGAGACAGAAGGGAAGGUUUACUGCAGUGUUGGCACCACAUUGAAGCAAUGAAGGUGCAGCAAAAUCGGGGGGGGGGGGGGGGGGGGGGGGGAGCGACAGUUCUACUUUUUGGAAUAAUUGAUUCUCCAGAUCUCUUCGCUAGUCCUCUCCAACCCGUCUGAUUCAGAUGGAAUGUGCUGCUUAAAACCGUUAGUUUGAUUAACUGAAUUGGCCAUUAUGAGUGAUCAAAUUGACUUGGGACUAAAAUUAGGAAUUUAAACGGUUAUAUUUUCAUUGUUGUGCCAGCGGAACAGAUUGCUGCUGCUCUUGCAGCCGCUGAAAGACUGAAGAAAGAGAACCUAUGUUGUUUUGACCUGGAGGUCCUCGUACUGUGUAUGAUCUUUGAACUGCAAGAAUAUUGGUGCCCAAAUGGGGCAUUGAAUUGCAACACAUUCAGCCUCAUAUGGGAAGCUCCAGCCCAGUCUGACAGAUACCAUAGUUUUAAUCCUUUUCAAACCCACUGAGCACACACUGGUUGAAAGUAAUUUCAACGAAACUACAUUGAACCAACGUGGAAUAGACGUAUUACUAGAAAUAACUGAAAACCGUUAUGAAUGUGUGUUUUCACUGUUAAAGAAAACGUAUGAACAUGCCAAUGAGAGCUGAAGCCUGUAAAUGUAGGAGACGGUCCCUGACAUGAAGGAUGGAAUAGAUUAGACUGGUUGCCACUGUUAAUUGAAAUUCAUGCUUGAGUAUCUGGAUUUUCCAACUUCGUUUUUUCUUUCUUGGAUUUUAAGGCUAUCUCGCAUUUAAAUUGUUACACUUGGCCUCAGGUUUGGUACUGAAAUAAAGCAAUCCAUUGAGAAUGUUGUGACUUAUGUUUUUCAAAUGGAUUUUAGUAUGAUUUUUUUUCUUCUGACAAUGCUUUGAAUCUGUGAAGAAAACCAUGUCCUUUAGGAAUUGUUACACCAUUACUGAAUUGACAUACUCCCCCCUCUUAAGUAUCUCACCUACAUUAUCUGUCAGAGAUUCUGCAGUCUGUUCACUCUCCCAAACAAAUGUUCUAGGUUUAUAAUGUACCCAUUAAUUUCUGUUCUUCAUGGCUGUGGAUGUUUGCAUUUGAAGUUUUGAUUUGUGACUAUUUUAAUUCUGUGUUUUUUUUCUGUUUUUUUUCUUCAAUUGAACAGUAGCAUUUGGUGCCAAUUGGCUCAACUCUGUUCUAUAUCUUGCGGUCUGAUUUGUUCUUUGUUCAAUCAUUAUUUUGUCAUUUUGUUUCUUAAAGGCGACUUGGAAUUUUUGAAAAUGUGUAAACAAACAUGGAUGCCUGGGUCCAGUUUAAGAAAGUUGUAAAAAAAAUAUAUCUAAAUGUUUGUGUCAAUAAUAACUAAUAUAAUAAUACAAAGGUAGUGUUUUCAGAAGGAUACACAUUAUGUAAUGUCAUUUUGUCUGUCAUAUAUAGGUACGGUUCGGGGGGCAUUUAGAGUAUCACAAUUUAGAGGAUGUAAAAUCAUUGGUGGUUGUUGUAAAAUGAGCAAUACAAGAAAUUACCAAAACUCUGUUUCACAUUUCCUUGUAUAGUCACAAUGUAAAUUCAACAUAAACAGUAAUAAUAAUAAUAAUGACAUUUAAUAGUAGUACUAAAGCUUAUAACAUGGAAAAGUUCAAAUCAAUAUUUGUAUUUUUAAAAAUACUGUAUUUAAAAUAUUAAAUUCUAUUUUUUACUCAAUGUGCUGAUAUUUGUUGAUACUCAUUUGAUCUUUUGUGUGGGUUUAAGUAAAAUGGCUGUGAAUGUCUGUGUGUGUAUGUACUGUUUUUCAGUAAGCUACAAUAGUUAUUUUGAUGUGACUGUCUAAACAAAAUUAUUAAAUUACAGGUGCAUUAUUACUAUGAAGAAAAGACAAAUGCUACACUGAAGUAAACAAGGGGUAGAUUAAAAUAUUGUAGGUGCUUUGUGUUUUGUAAUAAAUUAACACACACCAUCACA